Diuraphis noxia (Russian wheat aphid) is the source of this 1391-nucleotide messenger RNA. RefSeq lists its product as uncharacterized. The record is from RefSeq and is a predicted model, not a curated record. Lineage: Eukaryota; Metazoa; Arthropoda; Insecta; Hemiptera; Aphididae.
UCAUCUCUUGAUUCGCAAAAUAAUCAUCGAGCCAUAUAACAUAUUCAUUUAUAUAUAUAUGUAUGAUAUUUUUAUACAAUGUCCGAAGAAGAAGACAAAAAUACAUUAAAUGACGUCGACAAUGCUGUGGCUAAUCCACCGAGUAAUGAAGGUGAUAAUGACAGUCAACCAGAUAGUUUAUUAGUAAACGGUAAUGAGAAUACUCCCCCGUGUCAAUUGGAUAUUGGUCUUGGUACUCAUACGGAUAGCAGACGUCAUGACAGUAAUUUGAAUGCAAAUGACUCUGGAGACGCCACUGCUUGCAGUAUCAAGCGUGAAGAUAAUCUUUUAUCUUUUAGACAUUUUUUAUGCAACAAUGGACACAAUCAAACAUCAAAACCAAAAGUCGAAGUUGUACCUAGUGUGUCACAACCAGUGAGGCCAUUAACAGAGACAUCAACCUUACCAGACUUUGUUCAAGAUCACAUGACUACUGAUCAACCUUAUGACAGUGGUGAUCUGGAUUCACGGUCAAAUAGUAUUGAUUUGACACGUGGGAUAAAUCGGCCAUCUAUGUUCGGCAACCGUAGUAACCGUACACCUCAGCAAUGUGUGGUUAUGCCACUAGAUCUUCCAUUCACCAACACAACAACACAACCCCGUGCUACCACACCUACAACUACUAACAGUUUGCCUGAUUUUUUGUCUGAUGGCCCUAUUGGCGUUCCAGUUGUUCAUCCAGUCACUCGGAAUGAACAGUURACUGAUCGAAACCGUAUAAGCAUUACCAUUAAUCCUCAACGUGGUACUACACCAAUUAACCAGAAUUAUACGAGGUUUCAAAGACACAGUGAAGUAGUUGAUGCUAGAGUGGCUAGGCUAGAAGCAACAGAACAAGACUUAAGAACAACUAUAUUGAAUUUAAAUAAUAUGUUACAACAAACACUGCUAAGGGCUCAAAGAGCUGAAGAUCAAGUGAGAUCUUUGAGAACUUUAUUGAGGGCUAGAGAACAAGGUCUUAAUUCUGGGAAUUUAUCAACGAUUCCAUCGAAUAUAUCAGUUGCUGAACAGAUACGUCAUGGUACACGAAACGCUGAGAUAAUGCUUAAUUUGUUGAGGGAUAACUAUCAGGACUUGAACAAUGUGGCAGCACGCCUCGAGCAACAAGAUACCAUUCAGACUUCCAAUACUCAAUUGUCAGUUGACCCAAGUGAUACAACUGAUAAUAAUGUUACAUAACAUUCCUGUUAUACAAUUAUAUUAGUUGUACACAUAUAUUACUGGAAAUUAUUUAUUCAUUAUGUUUUAUAAUUACUUGUUUACAUUUUGUGCAGAUUUAUUGCCAAGACUGGACCUCAAUUGUUUUGUUUUCUAUAUAAUGAUUAUUAUUAUUAUUAUUAUUAUUAUUAUUA